Molecule: messenger RNA, 4305 nt
Organism: Brugia pahangi
Lineage: Eukaryota; Metazoa; Nematoda; Chromadorea; Rhabditida; Onchocercidae
Source: the annotation of a GenBank genome assembly
AUGAGUGAGAAUAAUUGGCCGAAUGAACUGCUUAAGACAGGUAUUUCGCCUGGAGAACAUGAAGAAAACUGCGAGGAGAAGAAUUCACAACCAAUGUGUUCAUCACAGUGUUCCGGAUUCACCGAUACACACAUUACUUUCCGGAAGAAAAUCCCUGCUGUUGUGCCUCUCGUGUCGUCACCCGUUGAUUCACCUCACUCUUUGUUACUUUCACCAAUAUUGCUUCGUCCGAUUCGCUCACUUUCGACGCAAAAUAAUUUUUGUGGGUUACCGUCAGAAUUUGAUGAAGAACAUCGUUUAUCACGACAAAAAAUAGCUGCAUCCUAUCAGUUGCCACGUACAUUUGCAGCUUCAAAAGGUGUCACAGUGCUAAGCACAAAAACUGCUGUCGAAAGAGGUAGUGCUGAUAAUUCAGAGAGCCGUUUUUUAAUGCAAUUAUCACACAAACGAGGAAGACGUUUGUCGGGUAUGCUUAGUCAAAAAUCAAUGGAUUUUUCAUGUUCAAACCAUACUGCAACGUUGGGAAAUUUGGUACGAAUGCGUAACUCUUCAUUAGGCCAUUCCGAUCCACAAAUUUCUGCAUCAGUUGUUCAGUCGUCUUCAGUUCGUCUUCGACGAAAAGAUGGGAAUCAUCCUUCGUAUUCAUCAGCCAGUAGCCUUGGAUGUCAUCGAAGUUUGAAUGCUUCAGCAUCGCCUAUCCUCGCACGAAGAUGCCGAUCGCCUAAUCGUUUUGCAGUAUUUCCUUUUCCUCAUGGAAAAACAAAUCCAUCAGUUGUAUCGCUUAGAACGCGUACAACGCCGUUAGCAUCAGCUCAGGAUAGUAGACGCUGGUCGGUUGCAUCUCUUCCAUCAUCAAGCGGUUACGGGACACCUGGAAGCAACUCAGCAUUUUCGAGUGAAUAUUCAUCGCAAGAACAGCUUUGUGACAUUCUUACUGAUUUGCGACUUAGUAGUGCUGAGGGUUCAAAUGAAGAUUUUCCAGGACAAAAUCGUCCUCGUUCUCGCAGUUUGACAAAUUCUGUAAAUUUCGGUUCUGACUCGACAUGUAGCGUUGUUUUCCAUAAAACAAUUUACAAGGAACGCUUUCCAAAGGCGAAGAAGCAGAUGGAGGAGCAACUCAGUCAAUUAAUCGAUGAAAAUGCCCCGUUAUCUGAUGUUGCAUCUUUGGAUACGACAUUACGACCUGAAAGUAUAUACUUAGAUGAUACCUGGGAUGGCUCACCAAAUACUUCACUUAGCUCACUGAUUAGUCGCCGAUCGAUGUUGGCUGAUAACGUGGAGAGUGAUCCCAGAAUGCGACUGAUCUCAGAUGGUGCUACACGGUUUCUUCAUCAUCAAAUUAUCGAAGUUGCAAAUGACUGUCUAUCGAAAUCGAAAGACGACCUCACCAAUGCUUCUUAUUUCUCAGAAAUAUCGCAAAGACUCGAAGCUGUUAUCGCUGAAGCACACGAAAAAACUUCACCUGAAAGCUUUGCUUUUUUAUCUAAAAUGGUGAAGCAUGUACUGAUGAUAAUUUCUCGUCCGGCUCGUAUUUUGGAAUGUUUGGAGUUCGAUCCAGAUCAAUUCUACCACUUAUUACAAGAAACUGAAGGGGCGGUCCGCGAACAACUCGGUGCAGGUGACGCUAGAGUUCCAGAUUUACCGCAGUACAUCAUAAGCAAACUUGGUUUGAAUAAAAAUUUGAUGUCCGAAUCGACAGUUGAUAUUUUAAAGGGAGAGCCAACUUCACUGUUCGAUGAUGAAACUCGUUCGGGUGUUGAGUGUCAACGCGAUUUACAUGAAAGACGCCCACCAUCCGAAGAUGACUAUGAAACAGUCAGAUUAAUAAGUAAUGGAGCGUAUGGCGCCGUUUAUUUGGUGCGGCAUAAAGAAACACGGCAACGAUUUGCACUUAAGCGGAUGAAGAAACAGACUUUAUUAAUGCGUAAUCAAAUAAAUCAGGUAUAUGCUGAAAGAGAUAUACUAACGUUUACGGAUAAUCCAUUUGUUGUGUCAUUUUACGGUUCAUUCGAAACGCGUCAUCAUUUAUGUAUGUUAAUGGAAUAUGUAGAAGGUGGAGACUGUGCAGCUUUACUGAAAAAAGCUGGAACAUUACCACUUGAUGCAGCACGACUAUAUAUUGCAGAAACUGUUCUUGCUAUUGAUUAUCUUCAUUCUUAUGGUAUCGUACACCGUGAUUUAAAGCCCGAUAACCUACUGAUAACGGCAAUAGGUCAUAUAAAGUUAACUGACUUUGGACUUUCAAAGAUUGGUCUAAUGAAUCGUGCAACACUAUUAUGCGAAAAUUACAUGGAUAUUGCGGAUACACAACAAUUUACAGAUAAACAACUCUGUGGUACUCCUGAAUAUAUCGCGCCAGAAGUAAUUUUAAGACAGGGAUAUGGUAAACCAGUAGAUUGGUGGGCACUUGGUGUUAUUUUGUAUGAAUUUCUUAUUGGAAUUGUUCCAUUUAUGGCUGAUACACCAGAACAUUUGUUUGCAAAAAUUGUUAACGAGGAAGCGGAAUUUCCUGAAGAGGAAGAAGCAUUGCCCAUAGAAGCGGAAUCUUUGAUUAAGCGCUUAUUGGAGAAGGAUCCAGUAGAACGACUUGGAUCGGCUGGUGGUGCCCAACAGCUGAUGAAUGACCCUUUUUUUGCUGGUUUAAAUUUCAAGUCUUUGCUUCGUCAAAAAGCAGAAUUUGUACCCCAAUUGGAAGGAGAAGAAGAUACGUCUUAUUUCGAUGCUAGAACAGAUCGCUACAAUCAUGAUGUUGAUAGUGGUGACGAAGAUAAUGCUCCAAUGUUUGGUUCUUUUGAUACUGCAUCACCUCGUCAUUCAGUAAUUAGCACUGAAUCAGUUAAUGUGGCUCAGGCCACAAGUUUUGAUAGUAUCAAGAGUACCCGAUCGGAUUCGAGUUCAGUUUCUCGUCAGUUAAGCAGUGAUUUUUAUGAAAACAAAAUGGAUGCUAAAUAUGAUUAUCCUUUACCAGCGGCAGUGCUACUCAGAAGGUGCUUUUCAUCUCAGCUUCAAAAUAAUUUGUCUACAUCAAGCAGUGAAGCAAAUGAAACAGGCUAUCUCAAUACAGGCUUAUCUACAGAUUCUUCAGUUGAUGCAUUUGGUUUUCCUGAAUAUUCGAGACCGGUGCCAAUUGCAGAAGGUUAUCAGAAUCAGAAGGGCAAUACAGCAGCAUCUUUGCCGCGUUUUUCGGUAACCUGUGAACCCGAUACAAUUCGAACCAGCUCUUGUGAUAAAAAAGAACUGUCGCCUGUAACUGAAUUACGACCAACUUCUAAUCUAACUAUUUUUGAUUCUAAUCGAGAUGAUGGAGUGAUUAGUGAACAGGAUCGUAGUCUGCAACUUGAAAUUCCAAAGCAGUCUUCGCCCUUGCUUGCUCAACAUUCGCCUGCUGGUUCAGCUUCUAGCGCAUCAUCAUUUGAUGGCAUUUCCUCCAAUCCAUUAGCAACUCCUGUUGUGGAACAGAAUUUCCAAUUGAAAGCGCCAAUAAUCAUCAAGAAAGGACCGAAAGGUUUUGGAUUUACAAUUCGCUCAGUACGUGUCUAUUUGGGUGAACAGUCGGACUACUACACUAUUGAACAUUUGGUUACAAAAGUGGAAGAAGGCUCUCCGGCUUAUAAGUCUGGUAUUCGGCCAAAUGACCUAAUAACCCAUGUUCAUUCUCAACCUGUCUCUAAUCUUACACAUCCACAAUUGCUGCAUCAUCUGCUUACAUAUGGAAGUGAACUUUCUCUGAAGACAACGCCUCUCUCAUCAACCUCGAUUCGUGAAGGUGCUCCACGUCGUACAAUUGGGAAAUUGGCUAAAAAGAAACUGAGAAAACCACAGCAUCGUGUCCAGUUGGAGAAGAAGACUCGAAAAUCGUCACUUCUUCGUCGGUUAAGCGGUAAAAGAGUCAGCAAUGACAUUAUUCCAGGAAGUUCAUCUCAGAAACAGACGUUCAUGCCUCGAUCUGCUUCUAGUCAGGAUGGAAUACAGCUAGGCAGCACAACUGCUUCGUCUUCUGCAUUGGCAGUUAUACCAAUGAUGAAUUCAAACGGUCCUGUGAUUAAACGGUUUUCGGAUGCUAAUUUACCUGUUCAGAAAGAAGAGAAACUAAUUUCUGCAUCACCACUUGCAUUGAAAUGCGCAAAUCGGCCAUCUACAUUGCAGGGCUUAAAACAUAAAAUGACCGGAAUGGCACAGCAUUUAACGACAUGCAAGCAGAUAUCUACACCGGCUGCAGUCAGCCCAUUAGCAAGAGACGAAAUUGCUUUCCUUUCGAGAUCGCCUAGUGUCAAGGAAUAUAUCCUUCAUAAAACUUCAAAAUAG